Limanda limanda (common dab) is the source of this 2898-nucleotide messenger RNA. RefSeq names its product SLIT and NTRK-like protein 3. The transcript is spliced from 6 exons. Gene Ontology annotation, biological process: positive regulation of synapse assembly; axonogenesis; regulation of presynapse assembly. The coding region runs from base 25 to 2898 and encodes 957 amino acids. Lineage: Eukaryota; Metazoa; Chordata; Actinopteri; Pleuronectiformes; Pleuronectidae. Gene Ontology annotation, molecular function: protein binding. Gene Ontology annotation, cellular component: GABA-ergic synapse; postsynaptic density membrane. The record is from RefSeq and is a predicted model, not a curated record.
GAGCUGAGAAGGAGAAGCAGGAGGAUGCAGUGGGUCACUCUGGUAGUGGCCCUGGGGUGUGUGUGUCUGUCCUGGGCGUCGCACACCCCCACCCCUACCCCCACCUCCACACACACCCCUAUGGUGGACACCUCCGAGGAGGAAGUGGACGAGCCGUGCUUCGAGCCGUGCACGUGCGAGGUCAAAGAAGGCGUGCUGCACGUGCACUGUGACGGGCGGAGCUUCACUAAUGUCACCCAGGUGUCGCAGUCGUGGGUCCGCCCUUUCAAACUCAACCUCCAGAGGAACUCUCUAAGGCGUCUCUAUAGCAACGGGUUCCAGCACCUUGGCAACGCAGUGUCGAUAAACCUCGGCAACAAUGCACUCCAGGACAUCCGAGUGGGAGCUUUCAACGGGCUGGCCAAACUAAGACGCCUGUACCUCCACGAGAACAAGCUGGAGGUCUUCAGAAACGACACCUUUGCUGGUUUAGAGGCUCUGGAAUACCUCCAGGCCGACUACAACGUGAUCAAACGAAUCGACAGCGGCGCUCUGAGGUUCCUCUACAAGCUCCGGGUCCUCAUCCUCAAUGACAACCUGAUCCCCGUCUUGCCUGCUCAUCUGUUCAGAUCUGUGUCUCUGACUCAUCUGGACCUAAGGGGAAACCGUCUGAAGAGCUUGGCAUAUGCUGGGACCCUGGAGUAUGUUGGUCGCUCCCUGAUGGAGCUACAGCUGGAGGAGAAUCCGUGGAACUGUGGCUGUGAGGCCGUUCAGCUUCAGCAGUGGCUGGGUCAGAUCCCCUACACGGCGGUUGUUGGGGACGUUACAUGCGAGUAUCCCUUCCACCUUCACGGCAAGGACCUGAGGGAGAUUCCCCGCAAGGCGCUUUGUGCCGACCUGCCGGACAAAGAGCUACAAUCAGAGGGGGGUGUUUCCACGGCAGGGUCGCACCCGCGUCAGUCGCCCCCUAUCUCUAAACCCAACGCCCACCCAGGGCGAGUCAGGCCCACUAAACCCUCCUCUAUGGUGCACGGCUCCCGCCAAAACACUCACACCUCCUCCACAUCCUCCUCCUCCUCCUCAGCAGAGCGUAAAGACAAAGAGAAGCACCUGAGGCCGACCAAAAGGCCCCGACCCUCCAGAACAUCUCCCACUCCUCGCAGUCUGAUGCCCAACCAGAAUCCCCCCGUGGCCGGCUACCAAACACGACCCCCCAUCCCAAUCAUCUGUCCCCUGGGCUGCACUUGCAACCUGCACAUCACAGACCUCGGCCUGACUGUCAACUGCAAGGAGAACGGCUUCCUCAACGUGUCCCAGCUCACACCUCGGCCCCUCAACGGCCGCAAGCUCUACCUGAGUGGGAAUCUAAUUCAGAGGAUCUACCGCACAGACUUCUGGAAUUUCUCCAGUCUCGACCUGCUUCACCUGGGGAACAACCGCAUCUCUUACCUGCAGGAGGGGGCCUUCUCCAGCCUGACAACCCUGAGGAGCCUCUACCUGAAUGGCAACAACCUGGAGAGGCUCAGCCCCCACGUAUUCCUGGGGCUGCAGAAUCUGAGGUUCCUUUAUUUUGAGUACAAUGAGAUCCGCGAGGUAGAUCCCGGGACACUUGACUCCAUGCCGUCCCUCCAGCUGUUGUUCCUCAAUGCCAACCUGCUGCGGACCCUCCCUCUUGGCGUGUUUUCAGGAGUUAACCUCGCUCGUCUGAAUCUGAGAAACAAUCACCUUCUGCUGCUUCCUAUGGAGGGCGUGCUGGAGCACCUCACCGGACUGGUACAGGUGGACCUGCAGCAGAACCCGUGGGAGUGUAACUGUGAAGCGGCUCCUCUGAAGCGGUGGCUGGAGGGGCUCAGCGCGGUGGUGGUGGUGGGAGAGGUGGUCUGCCAUUCCCCGGAAAAGACCAAAGGCGUAGACCUGCGCUCCCUCUCCAUGGAGCUGCUCUGCCCUGAGCUGGAGCCCCAGGAGGACCAGGAGCAGGAGGCGCACACAGCCACCUCCACAGCUGCAGACAGCGGCGUGUCGGUUGGCUACCCCGGCUCAGGCCUGGGCCCCCUGAUCCCUCCGGGGAAGGAUUCAAUCCCUCUCUCGGUGUUGGUUCUCAGCCUGCUGGUGUUGUUUGUCUCUGCGUUCUUCGCGGCAGCGGCACUAAUCGCCUACGCCCUAAGGAGGAGGGACAAGCUGCCGUUCCGUCGCCAGGGAGAGGUGGAUUUGGCCGGCAUCCAGAUGGAGUGUGGCAUCUUCACUGAGCAGACGCACCACCAUCACCACCACCACCACCACGGCCUCCCGGAGACGCCGCCCCUACCUCCGCCGGAACACAAUCACGUCUACGACACAAUCUUGCCCCCUGAGGCGGCGUCGAAAGGUCCCGACCCCGCCGCCGCUUCGCACAUGUGUAGCAACCACGUCUACAAAGAGGAGCAGGACGCCGCGGUGAGACAACGCACACGGCAGCAACAGACAUUUGCGGCCUCCAAAGAGAGCGAGGGAGGAUACUGCUCUGCGGCAGAGAAGGAGAGGAACUGGACUCGGGAGGUGUCCUCAUCACCCAUCAACACUGUCACCGGAGCGAUGGGACAGCUCGCCGGCCUUCACGGCAACGGCAUCCUCUGCCCCACGGUGAUAGACAGCCAAGGCCCCACCCCUAAAGUGGAACUGGUGGACUGCCUCUUCAGACUGCCCGCCCCGGAGUUCAGAGAGCUGCCGGACAGGUACGCUAGGCCGCCGCCCCGCUACCCGCACCCCCAAGACUCUAAACAGGACACCCGACCCGACCAGGUGCUGGUGGUCUCCACCCUCAGCUCCACGGCGGGCGGCGGGAACAGCGGCCACGGCGAGCAGGGUGCCGGGGAGCAGAGAGCCCGACUGAGGACCACACCGGACUACAUGGAGGUGCUGGACCGCUCGUACCAGUUCUAA